Molecule: messenger RNA, 4182 nt
Organism: Xyrauchen texanus (razorback sucker)
Lineage: Eukaryota; Metazoa; Chordata; Actinopteri; Cypriniformes; Catostomidae
Product: mitogen-activated protein kinase 8
Exons: 12
Coding region: 244-1530 (428 amino acids)
Biological process (GO): protein phosphorylation; JNK cascade
Cellular component (GO): cytoplasm; nucleus
Molecular function (GO): ATP binding; JUN kinase activity
Source: RefSeq, a predicted model, not a curated record
GUGACGUAGUACGCAAAUGUCCGCAGCUCAAGGCCUGCUAGUGGACGGAAGCGCAGUGUGAGCGCAGAGCAGCUGGUGUCUUCAAGUGGAAAACAAGAAGAAUACAACAUACCGUUGUGCUUUGUGAGAAGCUAUCUCUUCCUUAUUAAAUCUGCCCUUGAAUUGUCUUCAUAUCUUUUAAGAGGAUUUUUGAAGGUGAAGUUCUUCUUGAAUGCCCAAGACAAAGACAGCACCGUUUUCACCAUGAACAAGAAUAAACGUGAGAAAGAAUAUUACAGCAUAGAUGUUGGAGAUUCAACUUUCACUGUUUUGAAGAGGUAUCAGAAUUUAAGACCCAUUGGAUCUGGAGCACAAGGCAUCGUCUGCUCCGCGUACGACCACAUCCUUGAACGAAAUGUUGCAAUUAAAAAACUAAGCCGACCUUUUCAGAAUCAAACCCAUGCCAAACGGGCUUACAGAGAACUGGUUCUUAUGAAAUGUGUCAACCACAAAAAUAUAAUUGGCUUACUAAAUGUAUUCACACCACAGAAGACACUUGAAGAAUUCCAGGAUGUUUAUCUUGUGAUGGAGUUGAUGGAUGCUAAUCUGUGCCAGGUGAUUCAAAUGGAGCUGGACCACGAGAGACUCUCCUACCUGCUUUAUCAGAUGCUCUGUGGCAUCAAACACCUACAUGCUGCUGGCAUCAUACACAGGGAUCUGAAGCCCAGCAACAUAGUAGUAAAAUCUGACUGUACGCUGAAAAUUCUUGACUUCGGUCUGGCCCGGACGGCUGCUACCGGACUCCUCAUGACCCCUUACGUAGUGACACGCUACUAUCGUGCCCCAGAGGUCAUUCUCGGCAUGGGUUACCAAGCCAAUGUGGAUAUUUGGGCUGUUGGCUGCAUUAUGGCAGAGAUGGUGCGGCACAAAAUCCUUUUUCCAGGGAGGGACUAUAUUGACCAGUGGAAUAAAGUAAUCGAGCAGCUGGGUACACCAUCUCAGGAGUUCAUGAUGAAACUGAACCAGUCUGUGAGGACUUAUGUGGAGAACAGGCCCCGCUAUGCUGGCUACAGCUUUGAGAAGCUCUUCCCAGAUGUGCUGUUCCCUGCAGACUCUGAAAACAACAAACUAAAAGCGAGCCAGGCGCGAGACUUGUUAUCCAAAAUGCUGGUAAUAGAUACAUCGAAACGAAUCUCGGUGGAUGAGGCCCUCCAGCACCCCUACAUCAACGUGUGGUACGAUCCAUCAGAAGUGGAAGCGCCUCCACCAGCUAUAACGGAUAAACAGCUCGAUGAGAGAGAACACACAGUUGAAGAGUGGAAAGAGCUCAUAUAUAAGGAAGUGCAGGACUUGGAGGAGCGGACGAAAAACGGGGUGAUCCGAGGACAGCCAGCCUCACUAGGUUCAGCAGUGAGCAUUGACUCUCAAGAGCCCUCGACGUCGACCUCCUCCAUAAAUGAGGUCUUGUCCAUGUCCACCGACCCCACCCUGACCUCGGAUACAGACAGCAGUCAGGAGACCUCCACUGGACCACUGGGCUGCUGCAGAUGACUAUCCUCGUUCCUCCAGUCCCUGCCCGUCUUCACUGGCGCAGCGUUCAUGCCAGUUUGGAAACAUGUCCUCCUUUCUUUUUCAAACUGACAAGUUCUUUUGAAUUGACAAAAAUACGAAGCAUUAACCUGAUUACUUUAAUUUGAUUCUUAAUUAGACAGAUUGAAGCAACAUUAUUUUGUCAUUCGGAUUUGGAAUGGUUUGAGUUUAUUUGUAAAGAUAAAGGGUAAUUAUAUUUUUCAAGAUUCAGGUUUUAUUUUUGGGGUUUGCAGAGAGCCAUUUUAAUCCUUUAUUAGUGGAGGUUCAGUAAAUGGAACAUCCAUUACCUGGCUAAAUGUCAGCAAUGAGUAUUUCCACAUUGUUACUACUUUUUCGGAGUCAGUGGUGUAUAAAAUUAAUCAAAUCGUAGUUUGUUCAGCUGCAGUUUUAGCGACACUUUGUUUUGGUCUAAGAAGCAAAGAUUGUUUUAAUAUGAACUUUACAUAAAAACAAUUAGUUCACUUUUUAAAAAAAACAGUAGUUUAUUUGGUUGUCUUAAAAGAAAAAAAAACCACGUGCUUUUAGGGUUUACUCUCUUCUCUUUUUAUUUCUAAUUGAAGUACACAACAUAGUAUUCUCUGUGUAAAAACAAUUUUUUUUCUGUUAUGUAAUGUAGUCUGUACAUAUUUCAAUCUAUAACAAAGAAAACUCAGAGCUUUCUUUUAUGCUUUCAUUCAGUGUAGCCCAGUACAGGAAUAAAACACAAUUUAUCUUCUUAUAAAGCUCUUGUUUUGAACCGUUCAUUUUGAAAUGAAAAUGGGUAUUUGGCUUGUAGCAACAUGUGAAACAACAGGGUCCAUGCGUAUACAUUUACAGUACUCGUGUUUGAUUUACAACCAGUUGCCCUGUAUCUGUUAGCUCAUGUUAUGAGAAACAAAAACCACUCCCAAAGGUGAUUUCAUUAAUGUGAUUUAGUAUACAGUGAUCAUGGUAAAUGGAUGGAGACAUAGUCUGGGGGUUCACAAUGGAUCCCCAAGGGAACCACUUCUUUUUAAUAGACUAGUGUUUUAUGAACAUGACUGCCUGACUUUCAUAAAAAAGGUGGCUCCUUCAAUUUCCAUUCUAAUGUUUUGGGGAGAAAUCACAUAUUUCAAUUGUUAUGCAUUUGGCAAAUGUGAUGUUUGGAAUGUAAUUAUGUUUACAAUAAUGUAGUGCAAACUCUUGUACUACUAUACACUGUAUGUAAAGAAUACAAAAACCCUUCUGAACUAAAAUUGAAGCUAAAUUUAGAAAUUUUUAUUUUGCAUGUAAAAUGGAUAAAGUGCCUGAGUCCUGCAUUCAUUCCUGAAUUCGAAAGAUGGAGAAAUUUGGGUGAGGUUUUCCAAAGUAAUACUGUUCAUAUCAUGUGCAGUGUGUAUUUUUCUAUUGUAUUGGUAUGUUGUAGAUUGAAAGGGUAAGGCAUGUUGGGAAGAUGAUAGAACUUAAUUGUGAUCUGUUCAUUUGUAAAGGGAAGUUUUUUCAAGCAAGGUCUUUCAUCAAAGUAAUAGAAAAUUGGAAAUUGGCUAUUUUUGGUAUGUGUAUAUGGUUUGCAGCUUUAUUUUGUUGACGAAAAUAUGCAAGAUGUUGCGACAAAUGCUGUCUGGGGACUACGUUUCCCAUGAGGCAAUGCUAUAGAAUGUAAAUGCAUAUGUGUGGGGAUAGUUGGGGGAUGUAGGGAAAGUGAAGGUUAGUGAUUGGCCUACAUAUUCUGUAUUUUAUUCGAAUUGCAUCACAGACAAUAAUUAUUUUUAACUUGACAUCUUUUUAUUCUUUUAAUUGUAAGUGCUCUUAUUUUUCUUUGCUUUUUUUUGGGAAGUUAACGAAUUUUAAGUUUAGUUUUUUGUUUUGUUUGUUUUUGCUUUUAUCUCAUCUCUCAAAAAUGUUAUAAUUAAGAUCAAAGUAGGCUUUGAUGAACUACCUCACUCUAAAUUUCUACCAAUUUGUUUUCUUUUGCAACGUAGCUGCCCAUACGAUAGAUGUUAAUACAGAUUUCAUUAUUUAUUUAUUUUGAAAGUGAACUAUUGUCAAUAGUUAAUUUUGUACAUUAUGUAUACUUCACCAAGAAGUAAAAGAACUAAAAUGUAAAUUGAUCUUUUUGUUCAUUUAAUUUCUUUGUAUUCAUUUUUUUACAGUUCAUGUGCAAUACCCACUGCUGUCAAGCUAAUUGUAAUCAAUAGAUCUAGACAUGUUAGUUUUAUCCACCUAGAGUUAGAGAUACGUUUGGUACUGUCAGUUAAAAUCCAUGUUUUUGUCUUUUUAAAUCUGGAUUUGUUUUUUAUUAUUAUUUUUACUACGAUAGUCAUGAUGUUACAAACCUGUCUUACCAAAAACUAAAAAUCAAUGUCUGACAAAGGUGUUAGGAAGGUGUUGAUGAAUGGCCAUUGGAUUUUGAUCAUCCUUGUAAGGCCUAUUCAAAAGCAUCUGUAAAAUAUAUUGAAUUGUCAACUUGUUCAUAUUUGGUGCAGGUAUGUAAAAUUUGCUAGCAAUGCCAGCCCUACGGUUAGUUGUAAAUUUUUAGCUCUGUGUGCACUGAACCGCAUACAGAUAAAUGAGAAGUGCACUACUACACUGAAUGCAUUGGGAUCUUAUGAUACCAACGUGUACAUGUACUGCAAAUAAACACUUCAGUUUGAA